Messenger RNA from Oncorhynchus kisutch (coho salmon), 6250 nucleotides. Its product is annotated as protein TANC2-like. The record is from RefSeq and is a predicted model, not a curated record. Gene Ontology annotation, molecular function: protein binding. The transcript has 24 exons. Gene Ontology annotation, biological process: regulation of dendritic spine morphogenesis. Gene Ontology annotation, cellular component: dendritic spine. NCBI's taxonomy places the organism in Eukaryota, Metazoa, Chordata, Actinopteri, Salmoniformes, Salmonidae. Bases 55 to 6198 code for a protein of 2047 amino acids.
UCAAGCAGGGAGCUGGGCCCUCCUCCUUCGGUGGAUGAGGCAGCCAACACAUUGAUGACACGCCUGGGCUUCCUGUUGGGAGACAAAACUAGUGAGGGGCCAGACAGAGAACAUUACAGCAUGGAUGAACCAGACAAUAGACAGGGCCUGGCUGGUAACCAGAGGAUCAGUCCAUGCUCCACCCUGACCAGCAGCACAGCCUCCCCCCCGGCUGGCUCCCCCUGCUCCACCCUGCUGCCUGGCACCGAUGGUGCCAUGCCCAGGGGUAACCAGGUUAACAAGGACCACGCCUACGGAUCUGUCUCCAGCCCCACCUCCACCCUGGAGAGUCGGGACAGCGGCAUCAUCGCCACCCUGACUACCUACCCUGAGAACGCUGAGCGUGGGGGUAAAUACAGUGAGGGGGGUUUCUCGCGGGGAAGCAACCUGAAGCUGUGGCAGAGCCAGAAGUCUGGUAUGGAUUCGUUCCUGUACCGUGUGGACGAGAACAUGGCUGCCUCCACCUACAGCCUCAACAAGAUCCCAGAGAGACACCUGGACAGCAUGUCUGCUCACUCCAUUCCUCUGUGCCUCAUGCCUCGCCCUAACUCUGUCGCAGCCACCAGCUGGGCUCAGCUGGAGGACGUGACCUACCUGGAGGAACAGAGACACACUCCGCUGAGCAUGUCCAUGCACAUGAACCGACAGAACACACACACUGGGGCAGGACGCGCUCAGACCGACCUCAGAGUGCGGUUUGCCCCGUACCGGCCACCUGUCAUCUCCCUGAAGCCCCUCCUCUUUGAGGUGCCCAGCAUCACCAUGGACUCCAUCUUCACCGGCCGUGACUGGCUGUUCCAGGAGGUCGACGCCCAUCUCAACAGUGGCAAAAACAGCACCAACCGCGGUGUGGUUGUCGUGGGCAACAUCGGCUACGGCAAGACGGCCAUCAUCUCUCGUCUGGUGGCGCUGAGCUGCCACGGAACACGCAUGAGACAGAUGGCCUCUGACUCUCCGCAGGCCUCACCCAAACAUGGAGAGCUCCCCCUUACCCAGCCGUCCCACAGCACAGGUACCCUGGGAGGAGGCAGCUGUCCCGGGACCCCCGAGAUGAUACCACGCCAGGAGGAGACCAUGAGGAGACUGGCAUCUCAGGUGGUGGCGUACCACUACUGCCAGGCGGACAAUGCCUACACGUGCCUGGUGCCGGAGUUUGUCCACAACGUGGCAGCGUUGCUGUGUCGCUCGCCGCAGCUUAUCGCCUACAGAGAGCUGCUGCUCAGGGAGCCACACCUACAGAGUAUUCUCAGUCUGCGCUCCUGUGUUAAGGAUCCCCUGGCCUCCUUCAGAAGAGGAGUCCUAGAACCCUUGGAUGUCCUCUACAAAGAGAGGAAGAUCGCCUCUGAAGAAGACCUGGUCAUCCUGAUAGAUGGACUAAAUGAAGCAGAGUUCCACAAGCCUGACUACGGAGACACCAUCGUCUCCUUCCUCAGCAAAACCAUCAGCUUGUUUCCCCACUGGCUCAAACUGGUGGUCACGGUCAGGACCACAUUGCAGGAGAUCACCAAGCUUCUCCCAUUCCACCAUAUCUCUGUGGAUGGUCUGGAGGAGAAUGAUGCAAUAGACCAGGACUUACAAGGUUACAUCCUGCACCGCAUCCACAGCAGUCCUGAGAUACAGAACAACAUCUCUCUCAACGGCAAGAUGGACAACACCACCUUCGGCAAACUCUCAGCCCACCUCAAGGCCCUCAGCCAGGGCUCCUAUCUGUACCUAAAACUCACCUUUGACCUUAUAGAGAAGGGGUACCUGGUCCUCAAGAGCUCCAGCUACAAGGUGGUGCCUGUCAAUCUGGUUGAGGUAUACCUGUUGCAGUGCAACAUGCGUUUCCCUACCCAGUCGUCCUUCGAACGGGCCCUCCCCCUACUCAACGUGGCCGUGGCAACCCUCCACCCCCUCACUGACGAACAGAUCUACCAGGCUAUCAAUGCCGCCUCCCUGCAGGGCACGCUGGACUGGGAGGACUUCACACAGCGCAUAGACAACCUAGCCAUGUUCCUGGUCAAGAGAAGGGAUGGGACCAGGAUGUUUGUUCACCCAUCAUUCAGAGAAUGGCUGAUCUGGAGGGAGGAGGGGGAGAAGACGAAGUUCCUCUGUGACCCCAGGAGUGGCCACACCCUGCUAGCCUUCUGGUUUUCUCGCCAGGAGACCAAGCUGAACCGACAGCAGACCAUCGAACUGGGACACCACAUCCUCAAAGCACACAUCUUCAAGGGCCUAAGCAAGAAGGUUGGGGUUUCCUCGUCUAUCCUCCAGGGGAUGUGGGUUUCCUACAGCACAGAUGGCCUGUCCACUGCCCUGUCCUCACUCAGAAACCUCUACACUCCUAACAUCAAGGUGAGCCGGUUGCUGAUGCUCGGUGGUGCCAACGUGAACUACCGGACGGAGGUGUUGAACAAUGCCCCAGUGCUGUGUGUGCAUGCCUUCCUUGGUUACAUAGACAUGGUGGGGCUCCUGUUGGAGUAUGGGGCCUCUGUAGACCAGCCUUCUGAGAGCGGUGUCACCCCACUGGGCUAUGCUGCAUCCGGGGGACACAUGGCUAUAGUCACUACACUGUGUCUAAGGAGAGCCAAGGUGGACCACCUAGAUAAUAAUGGUCAGUGUGCCCUGGUGCAUGCAGCUCUCAGGGGCCACAUGGAUGUGGUCAAGUUCCUCAUCCAGUGGGACUGGGCCAUGGGACAACCACAACAACAAGGAGCCUUCAGCAAGAGCCAAGCUGUCCAGCAAGCCCUCAUCACUGCAGCUACCAUGGGAUACACAGAGAUUGUGUCCUACCUGCUGGACCUGCCAGAGAAGGUUGAGAAGGACGAGGAGAAGGUGGAACGAGCUCAGAUUAACAAUGUUGACACCCUGUGGGGAGAGACAGCUCUCACGGCAGCAGGGGGCCGGGGUAAGCUAGACGUUUGCAGGCUGCUGCUGGAGCAGGGAGCAGCGGUGGCUCAGCCCAACAGACAAGGCAUGGUACCCCUGUUCAGUGCUGUCCGACAGGGAAACUGGCAGAUUGUGGACCUUCUCCUGACUCACGGAGCGGAGGUGAACCUCGCAGACAAGCAGAGCCGAACGCCUCUGAUGAUGGCUGCCUCAGAGGGUCACCUGGGCACUGUGGAGUUCCUACUGGCACAGGGUGCGUCCCUGCCUCUGAUGGACAAGGAGGGGUUAACAGCUCUGAGCUGGGCGUGUCUGAAGGGACACCUGCACGUGGUGCGCUGUCUGGUGGAGAGGGGGGCUGCAACAGACCAUGCUGAUAAGAAUGGACGCACGCCCCUCGACCUGGCCUCCUUCUACGGGGACUCAGAGAUGGUCCAGUUCUUAGUGGACCAGGGGGUGAUGAUAGAGCAUGUGGACUACAGUGGGAUGUGUCCUCUGGACCGGGCCGUGGGCUGCAGGAACACGUCCGUGGUGGUUACCCUGCUCAAGAAGGGAGCCAAGAUAGGUCCAGCCACAUGGGCCAUGGCUACCUCCAAACCCGACAUCAUGAUCAUCCUACUGAGUAAGCUGAUUGAGGAGGGAGACAGCUUCUAUAAGAAAGGGAAAGUAAAGGAGGCAGCACAGCGCUAUCAGUACGCCCUCAAAAAGUUCCCCCGUGAAGGCUUCAGUGAGGACCUCAAGACUUUCAGGGAGCAGAAAGUGUCCAUCUUACUCAAUCUGUCCCGAUGUCGGAGGAAACUGAACGACUUUGGGAUGGCUGAGGAGUUUGCUACAAAGGCACUUGAAUUGAAACCAAAAUCAUACGAAGCGUACUAUGCCAGAGCCCGCGCCAAGCGUAGUAGCAGGCAGUUCCCUGAGGCCUUGGAGGACCUGAAUGAAGCAAUGAAGCAGAGCCCCAACCACCCUGAGAUCCAGCGCCUCCUGCAGCGGGUAGAGGAGGAGUGUCGACAGCUCACCCAGGAGGAGGAGGACGCACAGAAGCUGGAGCCUCCCCCAUCUCCUCCCCCCUCACCUCCCCCAGACGAGGGGGAGGAGGAGGAGAUGUCCCUGUCCUCCCUCCCACUCCCCCUGGAGCUCCCCCCUCCCCCGGAGCCUCGGCUGGAGGACAUGGAGCCGGUUCAGGAUCUGUUUGAGGACGAGGACUAUCUGGAGCAGGAGGCCAUGUCUAUGGGGAGUAUGGGUUCUAUGGGUCUGGCCCUCGAGAGGGAACUCUGCUCCAACCCCUCCAGCCUUCCCAUCAUCCAGAGCCCCCCUCUUUCUCCGACCAUCCACCAGCACCCCUACCACCAGGACCAGGCCUACCUGUCACGGGGCUCCCCCAUGGGCCAGGCUUACGUCUACGACCACCCCAGCCCAACCUCCAUGUCCUCCCCCGUCAUCCAGAACUACCAGCUGCCGUCGCCCCCCUCUCUCUCCCCCACGCACAACAACUCCCACUACCGACACAGCCCUCCUCAGACCUCCCCAGUGCACCAGACCACCUACCGCUUCAGCCCCCCGCCCAAUGGAGGAGGGGGACAAGGGAUGGACCACGGAUACCAGAGCCCCCCGCUAUCCCCUCUGCGUCGGGGUGGGGUACAGAGCCAGUACAGAGCCAGUCCCCCGGUGGAGAGUGUGUGUCUGUACAGGUCCCAGUCAGGGUCUCCGGUGCGCUACCAGCAGGAGCAGCCUACUCUUUCAAAGAUGAGCAGCCAGAGGUCCUUCCAGCAGAGUUCACAGCCUUCCCUGCACCACCAGGCCUCCCUGCACCACCAGGUCUCCCUGCACCACCAGGCCUCCCUGCACCACCAGGCCUCUCUGCACCACGACACCCUCCAGACCCACCAGCACCACCAAGCCCAACUGAACCACCAGGUCUCCCAACAGCACCACCAGGCCCAACUACACCACCAGGCCUCCCAACACCACCAGGACUCCCUGCAUCACCAGGCUCAACAGCACCACCAGGCCCAGGGCCUGCGCCUCCAGCCCUCCAUGGCCCAGAUUGUUCGCACCAACCAGCCCAGUAACACAUACGGCCAGAUGGGCCACCCCAUGCGUUACCAGGGGGCCUCCAUGGACGUGCCGAUGGAGAGCCAGAGCCGGUUGAUGUACCAGCCCUCCCUGGAUGGUCGCUCCAUGCCCCAGUCCAGCCUCUCAGCUGGGGCCCUCUGUCAGCACGGUGGCCGAGGAGGGGUCAUAGAGGGCCUGAUGAAGGACGAGCUACCCCAGCGCCCCUCCUCUGCCUACCGUGCCAGCAGUGGGGGAGGACAAGGGGGCCAGCUCCAGGGGGCUGUCCGCUAUAGCCAGACCCCCCAGAUUAGCCGCAGCCAGUCAGCCGCCUACUACCCUGGUACCAAGCACGAGCUGGAGCGUCAAAACAGUGUCAUGCCCCAGUGCCAGCUCGGAUCCCCAGAGAUCGGCCACAUGGUGAGGCGGCCCGUCAGUGCCACUACCACGGAGAUCAAACCGCUAAUUUCCACUCCCCGGCCCCUCAUUCACUCCCAAAGCGUGGGCCUCCGCUUUUCUCCUUCCAGCAACAACAUCCCCACAGGGGGCUCUAGCUGUAAUUUAGCCCCAGGCUUCAGGCCUUCCUCCUCCAUCCAGGGGAUGGAGAUCCCGCUGCAGGUGGCUUACGAGGGCUACGAAGGCUACGAGGGGUACGAGCGUUCCUGUAACGACGACCUCUCCCCAAACUCGCCCUCCCAGGGGGGCGGUGGGGGGCUGUACCAGGGUGAGAGCACCCGCUCACGGACCACGCCCUUCAUGGGCGUCAUAGACAAGACGGCACGGACUCACCAGACUCAAUACCUGCAGCAGCCCUCGUCCCAGCGGCCCUGGGCUAUGACCUCCAUGGACUCUGGCAUCAGCCCCACAUCGCCCAGCCAACUGGUCCAGCAGGGCUCGUCCUACAGCCCCCCCACCUCGCUGGGAAACUUCGCAUACUACAACAAGACUAACAACGCCCAGAACGGACAACUCCUGGAGGAGGACUACUACCCCCAGCAGCAGCAGUCCUCCCUGGGCAAGCUGGCCAAUGGCGCCUCCCGGGGCAGAGGAGGGGACAUCCUGGAGAGGGUGAGCCAGGUGCCCACCUAUCCAGACGUGAAGGUGGCCAGGACUCUGCCCGUAGCUCAGGCCUACCAGGACAACAUGUACCGACAGCUCUCCCGUGAUAUGUCCCGUGACUCUAGGCAGGGCCCCACCUCCCCCAUCAAACCAAAGAGACCUUUCGUGGAGUCGAAUGUGUGAAUGUACCGUCCACGGCAGGACUGGGCAUGGGAGGGGAGGAAGGGAGGGGAGG